GUGCGACGUGGCGGCUGCCCCCGGGGUCUUCUCCCUUGAGCCGUGGCAGCGUGGGGUGCCGGUGGCUGGCGGGGGAUGGCUGGCGCUCUCUGCUGGAGCCUGUCCCGCAGUGCUGGCUCUGCCCGGAGCCCAGGCGAGUUGUGGGGCUCCCCCGGGCUGUGCUCUGCUGGAAGCCACGGUCCUUUCCUGUCCCCCCCUUGUUUUCCCUUGUCUGGGGGCUCUCGGGGGGCCCCCCAAAUCCUGACCCCCUCAAUCGGGUGUUGCUGCAGGAGCCCCAGAAGCAUCUGCAGGUGCUGGGGACAAACCGGACCAGGGCGGUGGGAGCACGAACCUCGCUGUGUCCCCUGGGAACGUGGUGCUGGUGUGGUGGCUGCGGGAGGGGCCCUUCCCAGUGCUCCCAGUGUGUCCAUCCUCAAGCGUUGCCAGUUUGGGGCUCGGAUGGCUGUAUAGAGGGGAGAGGAGUGCUGUUGGGGCAGUGGUGCCUCAUUUCUGUUUGGCUUGUUCUUUAUGAGCGGGGGCAAGCCUAUUUGUGAGGCUUCUGCCAUGGGGAGAGGCUCUUCUCUCCUCUCCCUGCCCCUGAGUUCUUCCUAAUUCCUUCCUAAUUCCAUUUUCCCCCCUUUGCUUACCUUAGCACUCACACCGCUGCGCUUCCUCUCCGCCUUUGCCUCUGUUAAGGAUGACAACCCGGCUAGAAGAGCGAUAAUCCCCUGCGUUAAGAGCGUGUGCAGGCUGUGGUGAGUGAAGAGUGGGAAAUGCAGGAGCAUGUCCCUGGUUUGGAGGUGCCAUUUUCCCCUGGGGCGAAGCCACCUCGGCUUUUUGCCCUGCGACAUCUCCAAAAUUACCUUGGCGGGUGUGGCAGCCAUCACAGGCUGCCCUUCACGUUGCAGCCUUUCCGCUUUCACACUGUUAACCACAGCCACCCCCUUUCUCACAAGGGACAGGGCAAUAUUUACCCGACAGGGCCUCAAAGCUGUUUAAAGGAAGGGAAAAUGGCUUUGAGGGGUGUUUGUCACCGGUGUGAUGGGGUGGGGGGAAGAGGUCGUGGUCUCAAAUGGGGGCUGUUGUGGAAAUAGGGUCUGCUCUGAGCACGGCAACAGCCGGCGUAGGUGGCUUGUGCCCGGCAGCCUGCGCUAGCAACACCUGCGCCUCGGUUUAGCUCGCGUUUCCCCCACCCGACCCUCUUUUUCUGCCUCCUCCCAUCAUGGGGCUCCUGCCAGUCUUCCCCACAGUUCAACCUGGACUGGAGGCCGUGGGUUCAACUGGUCUGUCUAGAGCAACCAGUAUGGCUGAGCAUCCAGCUUCCCUGCGCUGCUCAAUCCCUGCUGCUGUUCGAAGGAGUCCUGCUCAGCAGACGGGGUUUGCUGUUCCCAGCUGCAGAAUUAAAGCAGUAGCCUAAUGAGGUUGCGGGUGUAAAGGUUGCAGCAUCAUCUGCUCUCUUGAGGAGCUUUUCUCUUGUCACUUUGUGUCUGUGUGGUCAGGUUGGAUGCUGAAAGCCUCGCCAAAACCUCAAAGCAAGGGUUUGUUGCUGGUAGAGAAGCUGCGGCCCCUCCUGCGCUCGCUUCUCCCAUAGAAAAUGCUCUGACAAACCUCCCCGGGGUUUUCCCUUCCUGCUCCGGACGGGCAGCGCACGGGGAUGCCGAGGUCGGGUGUGUGCAGAGCAGACCCCGGUGGGGACAGUCCCCGCUCAGGUCCCACCGCCCCAGGCGUGGCGGGGGUUGCAAUCCAGCCCCCGCCGUGUGCUUCCCUCACGAGUCUGGGGUGGUUUUGCUCUCCAGAGAAACCCCUUUCUCCUAAAUGGGGAUAAACACCUAAUUGUUGGAUGCUUCAGUAGGUCCAGAGGCACCUGAUUCCUCUUCUGACAGUCUGGCUUUUGCCUCACUGGGGUCGGAUGAUCCGUGUGUGGGGUUUCUGAGCCUGCGUGCAGAGACAGAUGAGCAAAGAAACCAGUAAAAAUGCCAUCUCAUGCCUUUACCGCGAUAUUUUCUGUAACUUUGUGUUGUUUUCUACCAUUCCUGCCCUCUAAUUAGUCUGGUCCCAUCCUGGUUUCCAAAGGGAGAAGCUGACUGUCUCUUGGAAGUGACUUCAAAAGAAGGACUGAGGGAAAACCGGAGAGAUUCUGUGAACUGUUUGGAACAUUCUCCAUCCUCUCCCCUUGAAGGGCUCAUUUCUAACCCCAUGUUUCCAAAGAGCCUCCCAGGAUUUUUGGCACCGGCCAAAAUCCAUGUGUGAGGUUUCCGAGGGCAGCGAAGUCUGGAACUGCCUAUUUGCAGAAGCACAGGUUUUGGGUUUUUUGGGGCUUUUAUCAUUAAAGGUGCCUUGUUUUGGAAGAUUUCGUUUGGUUCCUUAGAAGAAUAUGGCUUGACUUUGAAUAGAAAAGGUUUCUUGAUGCUAUCAGGUGUUACUUCGCUUGAUGUGAGCUCGCUUUCCCUGGCUUAAUUCAGCAGAAGCUACGUAAAGUUUCAUUUUCAGGCUGGCCAGCGCAGUGAACAGGCUCUUUCGCAACCUUGUUCCGCUCAACGAGCGUUCAGAGGCUCGUGCUUCUCCCUGCACACCUCGAGCUCGGAGAGGAGCUUGCAAAGCUGGGCUGGAGGAGAAAUCCUCGGGAAAAACUGGACUUGCUGACUGCUGGCUUGCCACCGUUCGAGCAAGAGGCAUCGCUGGUGGUCCUCUCGCCUGUCCCACUAUGGCUGGGGAAAUUAUUUAUGCUGACCUCGAUAUCAGUCCCGGGAAACAGGGCAGGAAACUGGAUUCGCUUCCUCAGCCUGGCACAUCAGGCUGUCCUCAGUGGCACCGAACUGCUCUCUGGGCCAGCUGGAGCGGGAUCCUCCUCCUCGGAGUGGCCGUGGUAGUGGUGGGAUACUUGUUUCUCCGCCAGCAGUUGGGGAGCCCAGGCAGCUGCAAGAACGAGAGCAGGAGCGUAGGGGAUGGCACCACCACCCUGGAGAACGUCACCGUCCUCUUGAACCUGAGGAAAGGUCUCUGCUUGCCAAAACUGCAAGGGGACGAGGUGGCUUCUGGGUGGCUUGAACGUGGCACCGACUGUCUUUCAGAGGGUGAGGGGUGCAAGCUCUGCCCCACGGGCUGGACACUGCGCGGGACCAAGUGCUACUGGGUUUCCAGUGAGAUCAGCUCUUGGAACGAGAGCCGGCAGGACUGCGUGAAUCAGAGAGCCGAGCUGCUGACGCUGUGGGGGCAGGAUGAGCUGGAUUUCAUAAAGGAAAUGGUGCGGAAACCCAGCAGCUACUUCUGGAUCGGCCUCUCCAUCCGUUCCACCGGGGAGGGCUGGACCUGGCUGAACGGCUCCUGCCUGGACCGGAGCCGGUUCCAGCUGAGCCCCAGGAAUGCAGGACGCUGCGGGGCGGUCAGGGAGAGCACGAUCGUCUUUGACACCUGCAGCUCGGGAUUGCAGUGGAUCUGCCAGAAAGAAGCCACCCAGCUCUGAGCCGGGGUGGGGGGUCAGGGCAUCGCCCCCCUGCUCCUUUCCCCGUUCUCUUUUAAUGUGCCAAUAUUGGGGUGCGGGGCUGCCCCUCAUUUGCAUGCUAAUUUGUAUAGAGUGAGGGAGCGGGAGGGAUUUGGGGUCAGGACAAGCCAUGGGGAGAAACCACCAGCAGUGAAGACAUGGGUCAAAACCACUGAAAUCCUCUAUUACACCCAAAACCUGACCAUGAGCUGAUGGUCAGAGGAGAAAAAAGAAUCGUUGCGGGGUGAAAAACAAUUCGCAUGACUCUUGAGUUCCUCCAGGGGCUUCAUCGAGGCCGUUUAUGGCGAGGU
Molecule: messenger RNA, 3771 nt
Organism: Phalacrocorax carbo (great cormorant)
Lineage: Eukaryota; Metazoa; Chordata; Aves; Suliformes; Phalacrocoracidae
Source: RefSeq, a predicted model, not a curated record